UCCCGUCAGAGCCCCGCCGCCCGCUCGGAGCGGAGAGCGCCACAGCCGGGAGCGGCGAGUUCUUCCUCCUCCUCCUCCUCCUCCUUCUCCUCCUCCUCGCCCUCCUCCUCCUCCUCCGCCCCCGCCUCCGCCUCCGCCUCCCGGCCGGGAAGAGCUCGCCGUGCCCGCAGCCCCGCUGGAUGCGCUGAGCCGCGGGGAGAGGGGCAGGAGGCAGCCGCCAGCCCCGCCGCCGUCGCGCUGCGGUGCCCGGAGCCCGAUCGCCGCCUCCCUUCCAUCCCUCCCCGCCGCACGACCGCGGUGUGUGCGCGCCCCCGGCCUCCUCUCUGCAGCCCAGGCGGCGGCGGCGGCGGCGGGGGCUGCUUUUUUUUUUUUUUUUUUUUUUUAUCCUUCCCCCCCACCUUUUUUUUUUUUUUUUUUUUUUUUAAUCUUUACGGGGCCGCCAUGGGAUGUACCCUGAGCGCCGAGGAGAGGGCCGCCCUGGAGCGGAGCAAGGCCAUCGAGAAGAACCUCAAGGAGGACGGGAUCAGCGCCGCCAAAGACGUGAAACUCCUGCUGCUCGGGGCCGGGGAGUCGGGGAAGAGCACGAUCGUGAAGCAGAUGAAGAUCAUCCACGAGGAUGGCUUCUCUGGAGAAGACGUGAAGCAGUACAAGCCAGUGGUCUACAGCAACACUAUACAGUCACUGGCAGCUAUUGUGCGUGCCAUGGAUACCUUGGGCAUCGAGUAUGGAGAUAAGGAACGACGGGCUGAUGCCAAGAUGGUCUGCGACGUCGUAAGUCGGAUGGAGGACACAGAGCCCUUCUCUCCAGAGCUGCUGUCAGCUAUGAUGAGACUCUGGGCAGACUCCGGGAUCCAGGAAUGCUUCAACAGGUCCCGGGAAUAUCAACUUAAUGACUCGGCCCAAUACUACCUAGACAGCUUAGAUCGAAUCGGAGCUGCAGACUACCAGCCCACGGAGCAGGAUAUCCUUCGAACCAGGGUCAAAACAACUGGCAUCGUAGAAACCCACUUCACAUUCAAAAACCUCCACUUCAGGCUCUUUGAUGUCGGAGGCCAGAGGUCAGAACGCAAGAAGUGGAUCCACUGCUUUGAGGAUGUCACAGCGAUCAUUUUCUGCGUCGCGCUGAGCGGCUACGACCAGGUGCUCCAUGAAGACGAAACCACGAACCGCAUGCACGAAUCACUGAAACUGUUUGACAGCAUCUGCAACAACAAGUGGUUCACAGAUACAUCUAUCAUCCUCUUUCUAAACAAGAAGGACAUAUUUGAGGAGAAAAUUAAGAAAUCUCCACUGACUAUCUGCUUUCCUGAGUACACAGGCCCCAACGCUUUCACCGAGGCAGUGGCUUACAUCCAGGCUCAGUACGAGAGCAAGAACAAGUCCCCCAACAAGGAGAUCUACACGCACAUCACCUGCGCCACCGACACCAACAACAUCCAGUUCGUCUUCGACGCCGUCACGGAUGUCAUCAUCGCCAACAACCUGCGGGGAUGCGGACUCUACUAAAGCCCUCUCCUCCCCUCCUCUCCUCGCAGCCGCCAGGAGCGCCCGCAGUCCCGCGGACAGGUCCUCUCUCUUUCUUCUUCUCCUCCUCGGAAGGCGAUGAGGAAGGAGUACGUAAAUCCCUCCUUCUGCCCCAGGAAACUCUGCAGCGAGUUCUGCUUUCCCCCAACCCCGUUUGAUUUUGGUUUGGUUUAUUUUGGUUGAAUUCCCCUUGCUGCCUCUUUUCACUCUUCCGUUCCAAUUCACAGUGCUGUAGAGGGAGCUAAUACGUUUCCCACAAAGUGCAUUUCAACUGCCAAAAACCAGAAAUACUCCAUUUACAAAAAAAAGAAAAACUCAAAGCCUUAAAAUACUUGUCAGCAACAGCGUAGUUCGGAACCAAAACCUCUUUUUUUUUUCCUUGAAAUUAAGGGAUAUUUGUAAUUCUCCUUAUUUAUCUUUUUUCAUAAUUACUAUUUGUUUGAGAAGCACUAGACACGUAAUCAUUUUGAAGGUACCCUGUGGCUCCAGUUCCCACCCCAAAGCCAGAGGGGCCGGUGCUGAACGCAGCCCCAGCAGCCUGGCUUUGAACAUUCUCCCUUUUUCCAGCCAGCUCUUUGAACAAGUGAAACAGCCAUACCGAGUUUUGCUGGUGUCUAAGACAGAUGCAGUAACAAAACCUACUAAGCAUUGCCUAAAAGCAUUCAUUACUGAUAACAAUUUUACCUCCAGUUUUCCAAAAUUAACGUUAAAAUCUGCCUAGUGUUCUCAGUAACCCAGAUCUUACUCGCGUCCCGCGGAGCUGCUGCACGGAGUGGGCUGGGCUGUAACGAGGAUGGUGAUCUUGGAGGUCUCUUCCAACCUAGCUGAUGCUGUGAGGAUGCCCGUGGCCAGCAGGUGACGGGGAUUUCCCUGUGUGCCUUGCAGUUGAGGCAGGAUGUGUCCCAUUUGGGGCUGUGUGUGCUCCACAGCUGGCACCAGGGACGCUCAUGGCAAAGCACGGCCCUCGCCAUCCCCACAAAGCCAGGGUUUGACCUUCACAUACCUAAAACUUAGAGAGGUGAUUUUGGAAACCUCACCAGGCUUGGGGGAUGGUGGGGUGCGAGGGAUCCCUUCGGCUCGUGCCGACUCCUCACCCAUCUAAAUGCCCCUAAGUCACCCUCCGGAGCCUCCUGGCUGAGCAGAAGCAGGUGGCUUGUGUCACCUCCUCCCCGAGCAUCCAGGAGAGGUGGCUCCAGGUUUAGUGCCUCCACCAGGUCACCUCUCUACCCGUAUCCAAAGCGUGAGGGGUGGUUUAUUAACGGGGAGGGAAAGCUCAGGGAGCUGAUUUGUGCCAAGCGAUGGGGUAGGAACAAGUGCAAAGGAAAGAGGGAAGGAAGGAAGGAAAGGCAGGGGGGAAGGUGUGGAAAGGACAAGAGCAGCACCCAACAUGACAGAACGUGGGGAAGGACAAGCAAGGCUGGGCUGGGGCACGUGUGGCCAUCAGGCUGCCAUUGCCACGAGCUCCGGGUGCUGCCAGUUGAGGUGAAGGCAGAGGGGGAGCCUGAGAGGUCAGGUGUGACCUCUGGGAACACAGAGGGACCCUUAAUAGUCCACCCCAAAAGGGAGAGAGCCACCUGCCAGCUCCUUCCCUGCUUCUCGUGAAAGUUCACAAAUGUGAGUCUUUCCAGGACAGACGCGAGUCCAGCUGCCCUCCCCUCAGAGCCCCCACCAGGGCUUGCUUUCAGCUCUCGAGAGGUCUGGGACUCCUCCAGUGCCACGUCUGAGCAGGAGAAUAGCAGUGUUCUUGCUGUACCCACCCAGGAGAGGUGACGUGAGAGCAGGCCAAGUCAGCACAGCCAAAGGCGAGGGGCCGGGUGAGUGGGGGUGCGUGAGGCAAGGUUAGGAGCAGGUGGGAAGGGAUGGAGGGAACCGCAGUGGGGGGUCUGCAGGGCUCAGUUUGGGGCAGAAUUUGCAGAAGGGAGAUGAAGCAGGUUGAGGCAGCAGGGAGGAAGGGAAGAUGGGAAGAGAAGUGUUCCUGGGAGGCUGGAGGGGUUUCGCCAUCCGAGGCUGUGCUCUGCCAGGGACGGUGCUGGUGAGGUGUCUGACAGAACCCCAGGAUGCAGGGCAGGAGGAAAGCAAGGUGGCUCUCAUCCACCUAACCCCAUCGCAUGGCUCAUAGCUGUGUCAGCAAUGCCUUAAUUAGCAUGUAAUUAUAAAACCGCUUAGCAUUACAAAGGGAGGGCUCGCUGCUCCUCUUCUGGACGCUCCCAGCCAUAACACCAGGCCUCUGCUCCAGCACAAGCCACCUUCCUCUUUGCCAUCUCAGCCUUGAAAUUCCUCUGGCAGAGUCAGCCCCCAGCCCCUCCAUGUGGUGCCAGCACGCUGCUACGCAGCCGUCAGCCAAAGGACCCCUGAACAUGAGGCACCUGCACGUAGCCGUCUUUGUUUUAGCUCAGGGGUUUCAGAGUCGGGGAAGGAUUCUCAUAGAAAGGAUUUUCAAGGGUUUUCAACAGGUGCCCAGUUCUCUCCAGCUCCCUAGGAGGUACCAGCUGCCUCCCUCAGCCUUGGAAAGAUUUCUAGGCUUGCUGAGCUCUCACCCCCAGAGACUAAAGCCAAGGGAAUGACAGUAAAAUGCCACCAGCCUGCUUGUUCUUGCAGGAAGAGGAGUUGAGUGCAUAAACAGGCACUAAAUACAAAAGAGAAAUACACAGGACCCAGGUCUCCCCCCGCAAGCUUCCCCUCCGCCCAGUGCAGAGCCCUCUUCUUGCACGGCCGUCUGAGGCUAUCAGAUUCACUCAGCUCCUUGCUUUGCUUUUCAAGGCAGCACACAACAGCAGCGGGACGGUGCUCCGGCCACGGGAGGAGGCAGGAAUUGAGCUGGAGGGAGGCUCCUGGAGCUUGCUCAGGCGAUGUACAUGUGCAUUGAGCAUCAAGAUAAGGGCUAGAAAGCUGAACGUUAGCUACAUUGGAUACCUAAAGGGUACGUUAUUGCCAGACCCAGGGUGAAGCUGCGUACAGCAGUGCGCUGGUGCCUACACGGGCAGCGAAGCAGUGCUUUAUGAAGCUCCCUCAGAAUAAUUUGAUCAGCAGCUCCAGGAGCUCAGAGGUUUUCUGUUUCCACCCCUCGCUGUGUGUGACAUUUCCUCUGAUUCAGCAAGUAACAGAAGCUGUCCCCAGCGAAGGCAGCACCAAGCCAAAGCUCCAGGAGUUUCCAGCAUAAAGCGUGCAGGAAUAUUUUGGGGAAGAAAAUCGGAAUUAACCCCAAACUCUGCUGAAUGCAGCUGUGCCACCAGUCCUGCUGGGUGCUCUCGCACCUUGCUCUGGGCUGGAUUCGGGCACCCCAAAUGGGGACCAGGAGGUGCAAACCCACCCAGCCCCGGCAGCAUCCCCAGGCAGUUGGUUACCAUCCCUGGCUGGCGCUCCGCAGGGACACAGGGGAGAAAAGAGGAGGAAAUGUUGACACACUGAGCCUUUUCUUUCAUUUUCUUUGGCAUAUUGUACAUCUAAAGCUUCAUUUCAGCUGCUGCUGCUGACAUUCCCUCCCUCACAGGAGUGUCGUGAGGAUUAACUGACAAAGGCUUGAAACGGUGUUUGAAAGAUGAAAUGCUUUCAGCGUUAAACACUACUAUUUUUCCCACUUGAUGGCCUUGUAUAGUUUUUUGUCUCCAAGAACUCCUGCCAAAGCAUUACUCACCGCUGGGUUUCUGCAUCCCUCCCAGGCCCUUUCUGACAGAUGUGCCUUUCGCAGGCAAUUUUUUUGCCCGGUGCUUUUUCUUAGUCCUCAGCCCUGGCAGUCCUUGCGGGAAUCGCCCGGAACUGUUGCGUGUACACCUCGCUGCCCUUCAGAGCUAAUGGGGGAACGUGCAAACGGUGCCGAUUUCGGCAUGCCUGCUGGUGGCUCAAUGGAUGCAGGUUUUAAUGAGCUGGUCCAGCAGCAGCAUCCAAGUGGCACCAUGAUCAGAGUGGCACUGACAAGUCACAGUGAGCUUCGGGCAGCAGCAGAAAGAAAGAAACCCUCCCUGUGCUCCAUCAGCAACAAGAGGGUUGGGCGUGAGGAGACGUGAGAUGAAAAAAUUCCCGUAGGACACAUUUAAGGAGCAAAUUCAACAGAACAGAGAAACUUGUAGAAGGAAAAGCUUGCAGUGAACCCAUAGACAAGGCACGAGGAUUCACAACCACCUCAUGCAGGAGGCGGUGGUAGCGGGGCUUACAGCAAUAAACACAGGCUUUUUCUCACCAUGCUCUGGCUUCCACAGGUGGCCCAGGGAAGUGCAAGCUCUCUGCAGGGCCAUCUGGCUGCCCGUCUGCUAACGUGGGUCCGUCCCCAAUGCUGCUGGGGCACCACAGGAGGCAGCAGCCUCCAAAAAACACUUCCCAGUACUCCCCUAUCUCUCAGGAGCUCGUGAGAAUUCGCUGCCUGCCCUCACCCUUGCGUGGGGCUCUCCUUACUUUCCCAGUGAGGCGCAGGCACGGGGUCCAGGUGCAGCACGAUGCAGGCAAACUCCAGGCUCCAGAGCGGGGCCACAGCCUGGACCUCCACAGAGGGGAGGACAUCCUCAGAGGACGUCCUCAGGACACACGAUUUUGUUUUAAAGGACACUAGAAGUAUUAACAAGAGCAGCCUAUACUGUUAACAUGUGCUAAAAUAGAUCUGGUGCCUUUAAUCGAUGGUGACAUGGAGUGGGCUUUGCUUCCAGGCCAGGAGCAGUCCCAAGAGGUGAGGAGUAGCCCCAUAAGAUGUCCUUUUGCCAGAUCACCCCAGUUUGCCAGACCCUGCACCAUGGCACGCGAGAUAUUUGUGGCAGAGCUCCUGGGAACGAGGCUGAGCAUCAGGUCUGUUAGAUAAGAGCAGCUCUGGUACAUUUGUGUCUUCAUCAUGGGCCAGGUUUGGCUGUAGGCUGAUGGCCAAGAACUCCCCAACCAUUUCCAAGGAGCCUGAAAUAUUCAUGGAAGUGCCCAGGUCAGCAGGGACGGUGCUGCACAGCACCACCCCGAACCAGCCAGGAAACGCUCCUGACCCCAUUGCACACAGCACAGCACAUCCCCAGCACAGGCUGCCCAAAAGGGCAGACCGUGGCCUUGCCUCCAUUUCCCCCAAGGAAAGAGCAGACAGAAACACUCCCAAAAGCCCUGAGACUCGAGUGUACAUGGUAAUUUCUGAGCGCUUGCGAUGACACAAUGUAAUUGAUGCUGACAGAUAUAGGUAUGUGACCUAUAUGAUGCUGUGCUGAGAACGUGGCUAUGGAGAGGGACUUCUCCCAGCACUGCUCGUGUCCAAGCCAGCAGCCUGGGGGCUCUCUGGGGAGAUCUUGCUCCAUGCUGCCCACGGCAGGGCACACAUGCUGGCCCUUGAAGGCCAGCACAUCUGCUGGAGGAGAGCCUCCCAGCCAGCACCUCGCAGCCAGGAGAAGCCAGCUCAGGUCCCCUGCUGGGACCUUCUCUCUCUGUGAUUUGCAAUACUGCACCCCAAAAAAAGUCAGAAGCCACAGCUGCAUCACACACCCUGACAGAGCCUUAUUAGUAGUCUCACAACCAAAUCCUGGCUGUCCCGUGGCACCAGCAGGAAGCUCUGCCUCUGAAUGCCAGGCUCCAGGUGGGGAGAGGAGAGCGCAGCAGGUACCAGCACAAGGUCCCUCACCACCUUCUCCCCAGGGCCGUGCCAACCCCUCUUUUUCUAGGAUCCCCCCAUUCCCCCAGGCCAUCCCCAGCCCAGCUGCAGGACCACAGCUCACCCAAGACAGCCUCACCCUCUCUGCCUCACACGCACAUCAAGUUCAAAGACAAGGCACCACUCCAUUAAAACCCCAUUCCCCCAUUUAAACACCCUCCCCCGGCCGCCCCCCCCCCUUCAGCUCAACAAGGGAACAGUGACCGUCACCGUGCCUCCGGGCCGUCCUGCCCGCUGUCCCCUCUCCGCCACCGACCUCUUCCCGACGGAUCGCCGGGGGCUCCCUCGUGCUGCCUCCCUGCCGAACCGUUCCUCCUGCAUGUUCGAUGGCCCAGCCUGUAUUAACUGUAAUUUUGUACGAAGAGUGACUGUCCGUUGGUUUAAUAGAGCAUUAGCGAUUGUAAUAAUUUAUUGGCUGUCGGUAAUGUAUUUAUUAGUUACAAAAUGUUAAUAAAGUGCCAGCUCUUUUCUAGCGUGAGAGGGUUUUAUUGUGUCUCCCUUGAGCGUGUGCUGCUUUUUCUCGGCCCGGCUGCUCCGUGCUGUCGGUCACCAUCCUGCAGCACUGCCAAAGCCAUGGCAGAGCGUCUGGCUGUCCAGCCCACGUCAGUUGUCUGUCCCAGCCUCACUCACCUGGCAAUAAGGAAUUUGAAAAGGAUCAGCCCAAGAGGUGAGUGAUCGCCUUUGUAUCCGUGUCGCUUGCUGCCAAGUGCAACAACACCGGGGCAUGAGAGCAGCCACCUCCACUCCAACCCCUUCUGCCUUAAAGAUCUGACAUUUUCAACGUUUUAUCUGAUCCAAGCACCUGCAUGAAAGCCAUUUAAAUAAAGCGGGGUGAUGUGGGCAGCAUGGCUGGUGUCCUUCGCUUCUUGGCAGUGUCCCCGCUUCCCCGAGCUUUCCUCCUGUGCCGUGGUUGCAAAUCCGUUACAAGCAGCAAGUUUUGCAUUGCUUUUCCUCCAUCAAUGAGCAAGCACAGCAACAAAAAAGCUAUUUCUGGUUCAUUUCAAUAAGUCGUGCUUUCUCCCCAUUGCAGUGACACAAUACUUGGAGCACCUCUCGGUCCCCUCAGAAUAACAACUCGUGUCAGUUUGUUCUUUUGUGUCUGAACCAAAGGGCUUCCAUCGCUGGAGGCAAGAAACAGAAAGCAUGAAUACAAACUUGAAGACAGCAAGGGAAGUUUUUCCAUCAGCCUGAACAUGGGAAAAUUCAUUGUUACUCCUGUUGACUUCACCAGCUUUCAGUGGUGUAACUUCAGCUGGACCUAGCCUCAGCAGUUCCCGUACCUCCCAGCCUGCCGCCCAGGCAGGAUCUCAGGACAGCUCUGAGGACAGCUCAGGGAGAAGGGGUUUGUCUUUGGCUAUUUGUAUGGUGGAUCCGGUAAGAUGUCCCCUGGGAUGCCAUCCUGCUCAGAUAUCCAGGGCUCGGAAGUUACCAGGGUUAUCUUCUCUGCUUUUGGGGCUUGGAUUCCCCCAGGCACAUCCUUUGUUUGCCUUUGUUUGUUUCAGCUGCUCCUCCAGCACCGCUCCUUUCUUUAAGGCACAUUUAUGAAACAAAACGGGAUGAACAAAGAGCUAAAACCAACCAAAACCCACCCAGUUACUUGCCACCAAAACCUCAAGACCCAGCAUUUUUUGCAAAGGCCACUCAGUCAAGGCAAGAAGAGCCACUUCCAUUUGUGGGGGUUUUCCUGCUUUCCCAUGAAAAAGUUCUUU
This is a messenger RNA of Oxyura jamaicensis (ruddy duck), 8841 nucleotides long. It is a transcript of the gene GNAO1, whose product is annotated as G protein subunit alpha o1. Gene Ontology annotation, cellular component: heterotrimeric G-protein complex. The record is from RefSeq and is a predicted model, not a curated record. Gene Ontology annotation, biological process: adenylate cyclase-modulating G protein-coupled receptor signaling pathway; G protein-coupled dopamine receptor signaling pathway. Gene Ontology annotation, molecular function: corticotropin-releasing hormone receptor 1 binding; mu-type opioid receptor binding; GTPase activity. The transcript is spliced from 8 exons. Bases 442 to 1506 code for a protein of 354 amino acids. NCBI's taxonomy places the organism in Eukaryota, Metazoa, Chordata, Aves, Anseriformes, Anatidae.